Molecule: messenger RNA, 3305 nt
Organism: Aspergillus saccharolyticus JOP 1030-1
Lineage: Eukaryota; Fungi; Ascomycota; Eurotiomycetes; Eurotiales; Aspergillaceae
Product: mediator of RNA polymerase II transcription subunit 16
Exons: 9
Coding region: 291-3122 (943 amino acids)
Biological process (GO): positive regulation of DNA-templated transcription
Cellular component (GO): mediator complex
Molecular function (GO): protein binding
Source: RefSeq, a predicted model, not a curated record
UGAGAAACAUCUUUGAUUCAUGUCUGUGUUCGCUCUGUGUGAGUGAAGGUGGAGUCUGAGUCUUGCGACCUUGCGACAGGACAUGCAGUAAUCUGCCGAUGAAUGCUGUGUUCAUUAACUUCUGCUACUGCUCUGCCUGACCCCUGCUAGUCAUUUCCCCCCACACCCUGUGGUGACUUGUUUCCCGGGGUCUAUCGCAUUGAAACUAUGCUGUCGGGCUAGUGCGAUAUCGCUCUCCCCCCUAGCCAGUUUAAUCAUCAUUGUGAAUUAACAAUCUUCCCCCAUACAUCAUGCCCCUGAUGAUGGAGGACGGUAUCAAUGUCGAUGAUCUUUUCGGGGAGCCUGCCUCCCUUGAGCUGGGGUUGCCAUCUACCACUUCCACCAAAGGUCUGGCCGAGCGCUUGGAUGAAAUGCGCUUGCUUGGUUGCUGUCAGAAAAUUGCAUGGUCAAAACUAGGAUGUAUUGCCUACAUUGCUCAGGACCCCUCCAAAGUAUAUGUCCGUUAUCUCCAUUGUCAGCCAGCGGAUGGCAAAUGGGUGCUCAGCGACGAGACGCCCUUACUGCCCGUCACAGAAGCCCAUGGAGGUACGGCCUUAAUGCAUCUGAGUUGGAAUGAGUCUGGUUCCGAGUUAGCGGUGGUUGAUUUGUCUGGCCGACUCUCAAUCUAUUCUAUUCCAAUCGCACUCAACAGUGUCAAUAGCCUUCGACCGCCGUCUCUGGAGCCCGACGACAAUGCGCAGGUGGUCGGCAUGCUGUGGUUGAACACCCAACGCUCCGUACAUGCAUUCUACCAAGCCGCCAAAGUACAAGGUCGCUGGGCGUACUCACCCUAUCGCCGUCGACCAAUUGGGCCCUUUCACCCAGCCAACAAGGCUGCAUUGGUCUACAUCACCAGGUCGGGGAUGAUCAAGCUUUUGUAUCAGAACCCGGAUUCGAAGUGGGCUGAAAUAUCUGCCGAGUUGAAGAACACCAACUAUUCAGACCGGUUGUUGACCCAUGCGGCCUUGGUACCAACUCAAGCCGGAAUUCUCGUGGCAACAUACUCGACCUGCCAGAAGAUCUGUGUCUACCGAGUGCUGAUCAACUGGAACCCUCCUCAAUUUGACCCCGCGCAGCAGCCUAGACAAACCCCAACCCAAUUUCCAGUUCCCAGCUUUCGUUUUGUGCAUUGCAAGGUUGAGACCUCCUGCAAUGUGCCUGGUCCCGUGCGUAACAAUGGGGACCCUUCCGACGACCUCCAACAGCCUUUUCCUAAUUCUCUCUACUGUCUUACCCGCUUGGAUAUCAUUCUUCCAACGUCCGAUAAUGCUGCAGGGUCCUCUGCGACCCCCUGGGUUGUGGCUACAUUUUCAAUCCUACCUCAAACAGCCCCCGAUCACCCGCACCAGCAGGGUCCAUCAAGUAUCAUUGUCCGGUGGCAACUCGAAUCCGCACCCCUGGUUCUCCAUCCUAAGUUUGAUGAAGUCACGACGAAGAAGAAUAGCAUGCAAAUGAAGCCCAAUGUUGUGCUCAAUCGGUUGGAAGAUAUCCUCUGCGACCGAUACGUUGUAUCGAUUGAUCACAUCGAAUACGCCAAUGUUGUAGCUGUGACCCACGAUGACAGCUCUGUUGCUUUCUACGAUCCAAAAACUAUGGCUGCAUUUAAUGGAGUCGAUGACGCGAACACGGUGACUAGUCUGGCUCAAGCAGGGUUCCAUUAUUCUCAAGACACUCCAGGCCUUCAUAUCAGCUUUUCGCCCAGUGCCUGUGCCGCUGUGAUGCUAGACAGCAGCGGACACAUACAGCUUAGAGUGAUGGAACACUCAUAUGGAGCAGACAACGGGCUUUACGAUGAGAACAACUUCUCAGCCGCUAUCGCGGCAUUGACACUAGCAUUUUGUCGCGGCUGCGGAAGUGAAGUCAAUACGGACGAUGUCCUGUUAAUAUUAAUACGUCAACUUUCUCCAGAUGCGCAAACGUCAUUCAUCAAUGAAGUCUAUCGUGCAUUACCCAUAAACUGCAAUUUCACCGAGGAGCAAGACAAGCUGAUGAACCACCCGUACAUCCCCCGUUGCCUUAGCAUCCAAGCAGCACUGGGCAAUAAGGGUAAAUACCAGCAACGGAGCUUCGCAUCUUCUGUCUCCUGGUCUAUUCUCCAGCUGCGCCAUGCUUCUAUUCUCUACCCAUUCUUCUUUCAGUAUAAUAAAGGGAUCCAAGCCUCUGAGCCCCAUGACCCUGAUGUUCUUCGCAUGGUGCUUGGUAACACUAAAUGGGCUCUUGACUUCUUACUCUACAUCCUAGACGAGCUGUUCAACCUUGCCGACGAAUUCGAAGAUGUGUCCUCCGAUCAGGAGGCUUUCAGCCAAAAACUCAAAUCGACCAACUCCCUCUCGCUCAUCAUUCUCCUCUCCAGCAUGUCUCGCUCCUGCCUCCGCUUCAUCUGCCGCGGCCUGCGCGGCAUUCACGCUGGUUACGCCAACGCUCCGCUAACCGGCGACGCCCGGGUGUACUACUCGGGGAUCUGCCAGGCUGUGGAAACCUCGCCCGCUGCCAUUGAGGUCUACGAGAAAUUCCUCGCUGGAGUCGACUCCGCCGUCCGCCACGCCUAUCACGGCGCCGGGUUCGGCGACGCGGAACGCCCGGGCCCCGAGAAGGAUUUACUGGUCAGCGGCCGUAUUUCCCCGGUCCUGGUGACCGCGGUAUCCACCAUCCUACGGCAGACGAUCCCGAGUCUCCGAUCCGAUGUCAACCGCAUGGAUAUCUACAUGCGUGACUACAGCUGGCUGGGACUGGACUCGGACCGCCGCACGAAGCUGUACCAGCGCACCCGCACCCUGGAUAUCAUCAAAAAGAGUCCCGUCCGGGUAAGCCUCGCCGCAAAUGGUACGGGACAGUCCUUAGCUGGUGGCAGCAAGCAGAAGGACGGCCAGGGGGCGGCAGCGGUAGCGGCGGGCCAGCCUGUGAGGCGGAGGUGUGUGCGCUGUUGCGAAGUGUCUGAGGGGUCGAUUCCGCCGCGCUCGGUGCUGGCGUUCCGGAUGAUCUUCAAGUUAGGCCAUUUGAGGGCUUGUAUCUGCUGUGGGAUGUGGGUGGUGGAGUUGGGGUCUGGGUCCGGAGAGGCGGGGAGGUCGAUAAAUGCUCACUAAGAUUCGGUGCUGUGGAUGGACUCGUAGGGUAAUGGGCUGGAUUGAGAUGUUCAACCGGAUAUCCGCGCGAGGUGAAGAGCUAGGAAUAUGAUAUAUGAUCUAGGAGUAUCAAGAUAGUAGGUCACGAGCGUUGUACAUAUAUAAUAAUCGUUCUUGGUUCUACAGACUGGGACGAAUCUCCAG